GGUGAAACGGACGGCUGCCGAGGUGUGCGUCAAAUAGAGAUCGCGAACCAUCGUUGUAUAAUACUUAGAUGCUAGAUGCUUUUGCGUGUGUGGAGAAGAUUUGCUGGUCUGGCUGUAUUGAUGGUACAGUUGAGUAGGAUCGAGAUUGCCGGUGAAGUGAGAGCAGCACACGCCCCAGUGAAUCCGUUCAGUGAAACGUCAGGGUCGAACCAGGGUCCACCGGGA
Molecule: messenger RNA, 225 nt
Organism: Geodia barretti
Lineage: Eukaryota; Metazoa; Porifera; Demospongiae; Tetractinellida; Geodiidae
Source: the annotation of a GenBank genome assembly